Messenger RNA from Puma concolor (puma), 1194 nucleotides. The record is from RefSeq and is a predicted model, not a curated record. NCBI's taxonomy places the organism in Eukaryota, Metazoa, Chordata, Mammalia, Carnivora, Felidae.
AGAGGCCGAGGGGACCCGGCAGCGGAGCGUGAGGACCAGACACCCCCGCGAUGACCAGUUCCCCCGUCUCCAGAGUCGUCUACAACGGCAAGAGGAACAGUAGCCCCCGCUCUCCCCCCAGCAGCAGCGAGAUCUUCACCCCUGCCCACGAGGAGAAUGUGCGCUUCAUUUACGAAGCCUGGCAGGGAGUGGAGCGAGACCUGCGGAGCCAGAUGUCGGGCAGCGAGCGGGGCCUGGUGGAGGAGUACGUGGAGAAGGUCCCCAACCCCAGUCUGAAGACCUUCAAGCCCAUCGACCUGGGUGACCUGAAGCGCCGGAGCACGCCUGACGCCAAGAAGUCCUGAAGCCGGUGUCCCCUCCCCACCCCCCCACCCCCCUGCCUCUGGGAGACCCGGGUGCCACCCGAUGUUGGUCUCCCGUGGGCUCAGUUCCUGGGAGGGGGAGGGGCUGUGUGCCCAGGGGGCUGUCAACCCCAGGACCGGGAGGGGCAUGAUUGGUGGCCAAGGCCUGCCCUUCCUUCCUGAGCCCCCUCCUUUCCUCCUAGGGGGUCUUGAGCUGCCCCUGCCCCUGGGCGGGUCUGGGCCCUGCCAGCCCCCGCUCUCCCUGUAGUUGUCUCCUCGGAGCUGCCUGCCCCCACCCCAGGGCCUCGGCUCUGACUCCCCUCCACCUCCCGUCACCUUCCAUUGCCCCCACCCCCUGCCCCCCGGCUACUUCCAAGGUCACGAGGGAGACCUGGGGGGCCUGUGCCGUCUCCCAGGCUGGUGGUACUGGGCUGGCCUUGGCCCUGAAGUGGCCAGGAGGCAGGACAAGGGUGGCCCUUCCAUGCCUGUUGUAUUCCCUACCAACUCCUGCUGCUUCUCUGGCCUGGACACGUUGGGGAGCAUCUAAUUCUUCACCCCACUGUCCAGACUGGCCCUGUCCUUCCCUGCACCAGCUUCGGGUUGGCACCAGCCCUCUGGGCCUGGGAUGUUGCGAGCACCCGCUCAAAAGGGGUCCUGGGCAACCAGGCCUAGCCCCUUGUUGUCUGUGGCCCUGUGGCCACAGCAGCCCCCUGGGGCAGGGGUAUGAGGCUGGCCUUGGCCCUGUGCUGUGUGCUGGGACGGUCACCAGGGCCCCCCUUUCUUCCUGUGCUCUCCAAAAGCCAAGUGUCUGUGACUGAAGCCCAAGGACCAGUGAAUAAAGGCGGGUGGCGCU